AUGACAAAUCACAAAAUGUCAGGAAGAAGUCUGCGAAUAAACCGAUUAAAAAAUUCACGUUUGAGUAUGAGAUCAGGUAGUCUCUUACACUUCUUUGUUUGGAUGUUAAUUGAUACAUUCGUGAUGCUCUUGGUGACAUUGGCCAUGGUUGUAAUGGUGAACAAAAUCGAAGCACUUUGUAUAUGGAUUACAACACACAGUUGGUUGACUAUUGUCCUCAUAUUGCUUGGAGCAAUUCCAGUUCUCAUUCUUGGAUUACUCAAACUUCUUGGAUAUCGUCGUGAGAUUGAUCAUUUCUUCAUCUCAUUCAGUAAGUUCGCCACUUGGGGUGGUUUAUUAACUUUAUUUCUACAAUACAAUUCUCUGAUUAAAAUUGACAACUCGUAG
Molecule: messenger RNA, 387 nt
Organism: Trichobilharzia regenti
Lineage: Eukaryota; Metazoa; Platyhelminthes; Trematoda; Strigeidida; Schistosomatidae
Source: the annotation of a GenBank genome assembly